This is a messenger RNA of Durusdinium trenchii, 1485 nucleotides long. NCBI's taxonomy places the organism in Eukaryota, Dinophyceae, Suessiales, Symbiodiniaceae. The record is from the annotation of a GenBank genome assembly.
AUGCCUGGCGUGAAGCCAGUCACGGUGGAGAGCCGGGCAGGGAUUCAGUCCCGUGGCCUGGGAUACGAGCCAUCAUGGAGUAGCAUCCCCUUCGAGAGCUAUGAGGGCAUGACCCAGCUGCAGUUUCAGGAGGCAAACGCGCAAGGCUGCUGGGGUGCCACACCAGGGAUGCCUUCGCAAGGCUUCUGUGCCCUUCAAGCCAAUGACCCCUUGCUCUAUGGUGGAGGCAAGCACUUCUACGUGCAGCGCGAGACUGGGACGAUUCAGCGGAUGCCAGCAGAUAUCUUCCACCCGAAGGAUGGCCUCAAUGACAACAUGCCCGACCUGUUGGCACUGGAACUGGCAUAUGGAGGGGGAGGAAAGGCAAAGAAGGCGGUGGUGAAGCCAAAGGUGAUCCCAGUGGCACUGCCUGAAGAGCCAGAGAAGCAGGAAAAGCCCAAGGUGGGACUGCUCUUCCCAGGGCAGGGCUCACAGUAUGUGAAGAUGAUGGCAGGUGUCAAGGACAUACCAGCUGUGAAGGAGAGAUGUGGACUGAGUAUGUUUGGUGACCACGAUGUUUCUCUUUACAAGAUGAGCAGCGAUAGCGUGCAGGAUAUGCUGGAGAAGGCGAACAACAUGUUGGACUUCAACCUUUUGGAUCUUUGCCUCAAAGGACCUGAGCCAGAGUUAGAGCUUCUCGGCAAAUUGAAGGGAAGGCGGACCAAAGCCUGCCAGCCAGCAAUGUAUGUAGCCGGCCUUGCGGCUGUUGAGAAGCUGAGAGCAGAGAAGCCAGAGAAGGUCGAGCGCUGCCAAGCGGUGGCAGGCUUGUCCUUGGGAGAGUACACGGCCCUCACCGUGGCGGGAGUCUUCGACUUUGAGACUGGUCUGAAAGUCGUGAAGUUACGUGGUGAGGCCAUGCAGGAGGCUGCCGAAGCGUCUCAGCAGGCAAUGCUGUCGGUGGCUGGACUGGACAAGGACACGCUAACGAGACUUUGUGCAGAAGCCUGUGAGGGGCCAAAUGAUGUUUGCCAGGUGGCAAACUUCCUUUUCCCGAACGGUUUCUCCUGUGCCGGGACCCUGGCAGCCAUCCAGCGGCUGGAGCCUAAGGUGAAAGCUACAGAAGGGUGCUUGCAAGCCAAAAUGCUGAAGACCUCUGGUGGCUUUCACACUAAGCUUAUGCAGCCAGCGCGAGAUAAGCUCUUAGAUGCCUUGCAAGAUGCUCUGCCAAAGAUGAAGCCGCCACGUGACGUGUACAUGAAUGUCACAGGCAAAAAGAUUGCAGCGGGAACGCCGCCUGCAGAAAUUUGGCCACUUCUUGCAGAUCAGCUUGUGAAUUGUGUGCAGUGGGAGCCUUCUAUCCUGGCCAUGAUCCAGGACGGGGUGUCGGAAUACUAUGAGUGUGGGCCCAUGAAGCAGCUGAAAGCAAUGCUGGUUUCUCAGGUGAGUAACCUUUCCAGCACAGUUGUCGACACCAGUGCCGCCCGGACCUCUAUUAUGAGCGGGUAA